Peniophora sp. CBMAI 1063 is the source of this 642-nucleotide messenger RNA. NCBI's taxonomy places the organism in Eukaryota, Fungi, Basidiomycota, Agaricomycetes, Russulales, Peniophoraceae. The record is from the annotation of a GenBank genome assembly.
AUGGAGGUCAUCAACGCGCGCGCAAGUCUACUCUCGAACUAUGAAGUCCUUACCCUCCUCCGCGAGCUAGAGACCGAGUACCACGCCAAGACGAAAACAGCGCUCAGGAUCAAAAAGGAGGACGAGGCUUCGGGCGCGCCGCCUAGGGCGCAUAACCCGGCCGAUGAUGUGUCGGAGAACUUGAGGACUAUGGAGGUCGAGGCUAUUCAGUACCUCGGCGCGGAGUACCAGCCCACACGACGGCAGACUCCGGCGGGCGUCUCAAAACUGAUCAAAGCGCUCGAACCGUACGGCCUCACCAAAGCCGAAAAACUGCAAAUAGUGAACUUGGCGCCUACUCAGGCCGUCGAGCUCUACACCAUCGUUGAAGACCCCGACGCGCGAAUCGGCGAGACGAUGGAGGAGAUACUCGACCUCGUCCGUAAUUCGCUCGACCAGGGCGUAGUACUUGGAGACGAGGAUGUGAGCAUGAACGGCGUGGCAGAAGCUGUACCGGCCAAUACGGUCCGGCAGCCGCCGGGUGGCGAGGCGUAUGCGGAGGAGCAGGUGUGGGAUGAGUAUGCCGGCGGUGGUGGGGAUGAGUUUGUUGAUGAUGGGGAGGGCGCGGGGGUUGAGGGCGAUCUUGAUGUUGAGGAGGAUUGA